Molecule: messenger RNA, 5245 nt
Organism: Oncorhynchus kisutch (coho salmon)
Lineage: Eukaryota; Metazoa; Chordata; Actinopteri; Salmoniformes; Salmonidae
Product: potassium voltage-gated channel subfamily G member 3
Exons: 2
Coding region: 101-1399 (432 amino acids)
Biological process (GO): action potential; protein homooligomerization; potassium ion transmembrane transport
Cellular component (GO): voltage-gated potassium channel complex; membrane
Molecular function (GO): delayed rectifier potassium channel activity
Source: RefSeq, a predicted model, not a curated record
AGCAGGAUGGUUUUAUAAGAAACUGGUGCCUUUUGGCGCUGUAUAAAACGAGCAGGGUGCCUUUUUCAGUACUCUACAAACACCUGUCAACAGCUGAAAGAUGAAGUUUGGGAAGAGCAUCUGUAUCCUUAAUGUGGGUGGCACAAAAUAUGCGUUCUCUAAGGAGGUGAUAAAAGAUUUCCCUCUGAGUAGAGUGAGCCGUUUGCACAAAUGCGCCUCGGAGAAAGAAGUACUGGAAGUAUGUGAUGACUAUGAUCGGGAACGGAACGAGUUUUUCUUUGAUAGGCACUCGGAGGCUUUUUGUUUCAUCAUGCUGUACGUGAAGUACGGGAAGCUACGAUUCGUCCCGCAGAUGUGCGAGCUGUCAUUCUACAACGAGAUGAUUUACUGGGGGCUGGAGAGCUCACACUUGGAGUUUUGCUGCCAACGAAGACUGGAUGAUAGGAUGUCCGACUCAUACAUUCAUUUCUCGGAAGAGGAAGAUCAACUCGAGAAAGAAAUGAGGGGGGAGAAUUUGGUGACUCGAGUGGUCACAGAGAGAGAGGAUUCAAAGUGGCUGGAGAGAAUGAGAAGGACUUUUGAUGAACCGACUUCAUCAGUCGCAGCACAAAUCUUAGCUUCAGUGUCCGUUAUAUUUGUUAUAGUGUCCAUGGUGAUGCUUUGUGCAAGUACUUUGCCAGAUUGGAAAACCGCUGAGAACAACAGUGUGGUGGAGCACAGGUACAAUCCAGACUCUUUAGAGCAUCCAUCCGGGAUCAUCGAGGCUGUGUGUAUCAGCUGGUUCACCGCCGAGUGCAUCGUGCGCUUCAUCGUGUCGCGGGACAAGUGUGAGUUUGUCAAACGGCCCCUCAACAUCAUCGACCUACUAGCCAUCACGCCCUACUACAUCUCCAUCUCCAUGACGAUGCUGACAGGCGAGAACUCGCAGCUGCAGCGUGCGGGUGUCACCCUGCGUGUCCUGCGCAUGAUGCGCAUCUUCUGGGUGAUCAAGCUGGCCCGUCACUUCCUGGGCCUGCAGACUCUAGGGCUGACACUGAGGCGCUGCUACCGGGAGAUGGUGAUGCUGCUGCUGUUCAUCUGCGUGCCCAUGGCCAUAUUCAGUGCUCUAGCCCAGCUGCUGGAGCAUGGCCUGGACUUGGAGUCGCCCAACGAGGACUACGCCAGCAUCCCUGCCGCCUGCUGGUGGGUUAUUAUCUCCAUGACCACUGUGGGCUAUGGAGACAUGUACCCCAUCACCGUGCCUGGGCGAGUGCUGGGUGGCCUGUGCGUGGUGAGCGGAAUCGUGCUCCUGGCACUGCCCAUCACCUUCAUCUACCACAGCUUUGUGCAGUGCUACCAUGAGCUCAAGUUCCGCUCGGCCCGCUGCACGCGGAGCCUGUCCGCAGAAUUUCUCAACUGAGGGACCACUGACGUUGCAGGAGGGUUAAUGGGGGGGGGGCACCUCCAUCCACACUAGAACUGUGUAUUUAUCUGAAACGUGGCCUCUUUCAUUGUCUCACACGUAUUUUGUUGAUGUAUCCCUCAUCUUUGAACGUCAGUUGCUGGGGUUGUGGAUUUUGAGGUGUGCAGACAGCACAGCCUUCAACCUUCAACAGUAAAGUCCAAGUAAGAAGUAAUGGAACCUGAUGGGAACUAGGACAGUUUCCACGGCUGCCAUGGUGACAGUGGUUUUUGGGGCAGAGGGCAUCUGGAUCAUGUCAGACCAGAAGGAGGCCUUCACGUACUGUGGAUUACACUGCUGGCUGGCAUUCUUCUCUUCUCAUAUGGCGACAUGCAACAAAAGGGAUUUGAGUUUUAAUGUAAUUUUUUAAUCCCACUCUCUGACAGUGUCACAGUGUGGGAGAUGGGAAGGUAUAAUUUCGCUUCUCUUCCUUAGAUCAUUUAUUUCUAGUAUUCCGUCAGCCAGUGAGUGAACAACAAUGCAUUUCAAAGAACCAAAGUGUAUCAGUACAGUGUACACUGUAUGUUCCCUUUAACCUUUCACUGCAACGCUCACCUUUCUGCUUUUAUCUUGCGUACACAAACCUGACAGAUAUAAAGAGCAAUUUGAACGAGCCUAUUUACAACUCAAACAUGGUCGCAUUCUAAUCCUAUUACCUAUUCCCCCCUGAAAACCAAGCAAUGCAAAAUGGCUAUGAAAUGUAUUUGGAGAAACCAAGGGGGAGGGUUUUAACAAGAAAGAGUACAAUAUUGUGUGGGUCUGUCAGCUCAGCUCUGUAGGCAGGUCUGUAAUGUGGAACACCGAGCCACAGAGCGAGAGUGUGUCAUGGAGAGACGGGUGGUUCGGCUGACACUGUGCAGUGUAGUGAGGAGAGGGCAUGCAUGCCUCAGCCUCGGGAGCGCUGCGAGUCUACUGACUGGAGGAGUGUAACCAUUUGUGGCUGGUGUCAAAACCUUGGUAGCCUCUGCCUGUCACAACAAAGGCCCAUCCCACCAUCCUCAUCAGUACUGUAUGUCAAAACCACCACAGCCCUGGUAGGCACUCCUCUCAAUGUUGUUGUCUGGCCCACCUGCUUCUCCUCGACAUACUGUCGACGCCAUGUUUGAGUGGCUGGUGUGAUGCAUUCCGCCUCCUUUCCUGCCAGAGUGAAUUCGAUUGAAUCUGAAAAGCUUUCAUCAUGCCUUCAUUCAUUUCUAUGGUGGGGAAUUGGGAAUCAGAUCCUCAUGUGUUCUCUUCACAUCAGCCUGCUCCAGGGUAUACUACCUGUUAUCGCUAACAAGCACCAUCUCUCGUCUCUCAGAUUGUCGAUAGCUGUGUUUGCUCCUAGCACUUGGUUUAAGUAUUUGCUAAGAGAAUCUGUAUUUUGAACCAAAGCAGUUUUAUAUCUUCCGGAAUCACUUUAUAUAGUGGGAGCAUUGGACAGUUCAUCAAGUCAGUGACGAAUGUAUAUGGGCCAUAUUUGUGUGUUCUAUUUCAGGGUUUCUCAAAUUCGGUCCCGUUUUGGUUUUUGCCUUAGGACCACACAGCUGAUUCAAAUAAGCAACUCCUCAUCAAGCUUUGAUGAUUUGAAAUCAGAUGUGUAGUGCUAGGACAAAAACCAAAAUGUGCACCCAAGGGGGGCCCAGGACCGAGUUUGGGAAACCCUGCUCUAUUUGAUGUGAUUGUUAUUCACCGCUGGGAAUACCAGUCUAAUUGUACUAGUGAUGCUGGUUCUGUUUAUACAGAUUUGGUGUUCCUUUGCUUUGUCCUCAGUGUAAUGGUUUCCACUGGCUGCAGACAGCCCCAUCUGCUCUCUCUGAUCUGCCCUGCUUUAAUUUGGCUGCUUUUCCAAACACCGCAGUCACAAAACUUUAACUGUGUUGAAUAUGUUGAAUAUUGAUGGGAUAAGAUUGAUUAAACUCGGGCCUCCCGAGCGGCGCAGCAGUCUAAGGUACUGCAUCGCAGUGCUAGAGGCAUCACUACAGGUCCGGGUUCGAUCCCGGGCUGUGUCGCAGCUGGCUGUGACCAGGAGACCCAUGUGGCGGUGCACAAUUGGCCCCACAUCGUCCGGGUUAGGGGAGGGUUUGGGAUGUCCACAUCCCAUCAUGCUCCAGCGACUCCCUGUGGGCUGGGCUGUCCGUAUGCAUGCUGACCUCGGUCACCAGCUGUACUGUGUUUCCUCCGACACAUUGGUGUGGCUGGCUUCCGGGUUAAGGGAGCAGUAUGUCAAGAAGCAGUGCAGCUUGGCGGGAUUGUGUUUCGGAGGACGCAUGGCUCUCGACCUUCUCCAUACGGAGUUGCAGCGAUGGGACAAGACUGUAACUACCAAUUGGGGAGAAAAAAAUAUAUAAGAUUGAUUGAACUCGUUUUUUCAGACCGUAUCUUUUGGGAAUCAGGCACUUGAAAGAGAAAAGCCUUGACUAGACUUGGUUGACCUUAGCAAAUGUGACUUAGCAUGAAGGGAAAGGAAUAAGGGUGCUGUUCAGAGGUAUUGCAAUAAUCUUAUGGCAAAUGUCUCCAGGAGAAGAGUUGGUCAAAACCAACACACAGAAUGAGGUGCAAUCACACCAAAGAGCCUGAUAUUCGAGAGGAAACAACUUAAGUAUUUGCUUUGAGAGUGCGAGCACACAAUGAGUUUUAAACCUGAAGGGAACUGGCAGCAACACGUAGCCUAACUCUGUCAGCAACAAGACCCUCCUCAUCUAUGGGAAUAAUUCACUUUCUCUUGUCAACAUUCACACCAACAUUUAAUUAUCUCUGCUCUCAUUAAAAAACUCACAGGAAGUCACAUUUCUCCACGGCAAUGAGGAUUUAUAUAUCUGACCAGCCUACUUUUCCCUGGCAGAAAUCCACAUCAUUCAGAGCUCCCUGGAUUCCACUCCAUUUAAGUGAAUAUUUCCACAAGAUUCAGGGGGGACUGAGACUCUGACACCAUAAAAGACCACAUAUAGACCACAAUAGCUAGAUAUAUAUAUAUAUUUUUUUCCUCUCUCUCUCUCUCUAAGUGGGAUUACAAGACAAAUCAGGCAAUAAAAACACAUUGAGGAGAUUGAAGAUGGUUCACUCGUUAUAAGACCAUUGAGUGACCUAUUUAAUGUAUUUCUGACACCCUGUCACUGACAUUGCUCUACUCAAUGAAAUGUACAAAUAUUCCACACCCAAACUCAGUGCAAUCUUGAUAUUUGGACUGGGAACAUAUUACAUAAGUAUCUCUGUUGUCAUCACAAUAUGUAUUUUGACAUCGGACUAAAACUGUGAAUGCGAAGUGUGUGACAAGAAAAUGUGGACCACUAGUGAGUUUGAUCCCUUGUGAAAUAAACGCUUCUGGAAAAGUUGCUGUUGUGUUGAGGAUCAGGUAAGGUAAGGCAAUGUGAUUUUUGUUUUGUUGGAACAAAUGUUGUAUUUCUGAAUUUAGUAUUUGAGAAUAACUGAAUAAUAUUUCCACUACUGUAAAACCUUGUAGGACAUAUUUCCGUGCUCACGUGGAUGUAGUGGGGGGCAAAAGUGGCCCCACAGUUGUUACAAGACUUGAUAAAUAGUGAUAUUUCAGGUAGGACCUGCAACUUCUGAUUACUCUAGAGUACUUUGUCACAUCGAAACACCUUCUGUGGGCACCUUUAGCAUAUUGCCGCUUCAAUAGAAUGUACAAUUGAAACAGUGCAUAGGAUAUCUUUUGAAAAAAUGGUUGUUUAUGCAAGCCAUAUCUCCAAAAUGUUUGUUUUUUCCCUUAUUUUUUUAAUGAAACCAGCUAUUUUGUAUAGAGCUUAUGUUGUUUACAUAUAUAAUGGUUAUAUGGUUGUAUAUAAAUAAAGCUAAUCUGUCUAA